UAAGAAACGUUCAGUGUUGGAUGUCGGUUUUCCACUUUAGAAGCUGUUGAUUUUCUUACGAUUUCCCAAAGCUUGCUUAUUCGCGUGAGCGUCGUUCGAUUGGCCCCAAAGUGUUUUCAGAAAUGCGAACAGUUGAGGCUUUGCUGCUGAGUCUUACUCUCUGUUUGGGCGGGGGCCAAGCUGAUAAUGGAGCCUCGACCAAGCCCAAUAUUAUCAUCAUUCUAAUUGAUGAUAUGGGCAUCAACGAUGUGAGUUUUCAUGGCUCCAACCAAAUACUCACGCCAAACAUCGAUGCCCUGGCCUACAACGGAGUAAUCCUCAAUCGGCACUAUGUGCCCAACCUUUGCACCCCCUCGAGGGCUACCCUCUUGACUGGCAAAUAUCCCAUACACACAGGCAUGCAGCACUUUGUGAUCAUUAAUGAUGAGCCUUGGGGUCUGCCCUUGAGUGAGCGUCUGAUGCCCGAGUUCUUCCGAGAUGCGGGCUAUUCAACGCAGCUAAUCGGGAAAUGGCAUCUCGGAUUCUGGCGCAAGGAUAUGACGCCCACACUGCGUGGCUUCGAUCAUCACUUCGGCUACUAUAACGGCUAUAUAGAUUACUACGAUCACAGCAAUCACAUGCUUAAUAGAAAUUUCUCGAAAGGCGUGGACUUCCGUCGGGAUCUAGACCCCUGGCCAGCAGCCAAUGGCAGUUAUGCCACCGAUGUGUUUACGGCAGAGGCAAAACGUGUGAUUCAGGAUCAUGACACUAGUCGACCCCUGUUCAUGGUACUGAGCCAUUUAGCGGUGCAUACGGGUAAUGAGGACAAUCCCAUGCAGGCGCCCGAGGAGGAAGUCGCAAAGUUUGGACACAUUCAGAACCAAAAGCGACGUACCUAUGCCGGCAUGGUUUCCAGCUUGGACAAAAGUGUGGGGGAAACAAUGCAGGCUUUGGCGGACCGGAACAUGCUAAACAACAGCAUUAUUUUGCUCUACUCGGACAAUGGGGCGCCUACUGUGGGCAUACACUCGAAUGCCGGCUCCAAUUAUCCGUUUCGUGGCCAAAAGGAAUCACCUUGGGAGGGUGGCAUUCGAUCUGCGGGUGCCCUCUGGAGUCCGUUGCUUAAAGAGCGCAGCUACGUAUCCAAUCAGGUCAUACAUGCCAUUGACUGGCUGCCCACCCUGGCAGCUGCCGCGGAAGUACCACUGCCUCCGAAUCUAAAGCUGGACGGCGUCAAUCUGUGGCCCUCAUUGAGCACCAAUGGGGAACCACAGCCGCGUCGACUGCUGCACGUCAUGGACGAUGUGUUUGGCUACUCCUCGUACAUGCGGGACAACCUCAAGUAUGUGAAUGGCAGCAGCUUUCAGGGGCAGUACGAUAGCUGGCUGGGCGACUUAGAUGAAUCCGAGGAUGAUCCGUUUAGCUCCUUCUAUGUGCAGCAUGUGCUCUCCUCGAAGGUGCACGAGGUAUUGGGGUCAGCUGCCUUGACCAAUGAACGUAUAACAGAGCUACGCGCCGAGGCCACACAACGCUGUCCACCCAAUCAGCAGAACUACACGGAGCCCAUCUACGUGUGUGAGCCUCUGAAGGCACCCUGCUUCUUCAACCUGGACAAGGAUCCUUGCGAGCGCUACAAUCUGGCCAACAUAUAUCCCCUACAACUCCAGUUGCUGGAGCAGGAGGUGGAACAGUUCAGACAGAGCGCUCUUCCCAGUGCCCGCGUGCCGCGAUCCGAUGAACGCUGCGACCCUGUCCUCCAUGGAGGCUACUGGCAGUGGUGGAACGCAACGAUAUUACCAAACUCGGGCGUUGCCAAGCAAACGCUACCCCUAUGGUCGUUUGUAUACAGUAUUUUAGCUCUAAGCUUGAUUUAUGUGCAGUUUUAAAAUGUUUAUUUAUCAGAGUGAUUUAUCAAUAAAAUUUGUUAGCCAAUAAAUUGACACCUAAACCAGUUCA
Scaptodrosophila lebanonensis is the source of this 1935-nucleotide messenger RNA. RefSeq names its product arylsulfatase B. The coding region runs from base 123 to 1865 and encodes 580 amino acids. Lineage: Eukaryota; Metazoa; Arthropoda; Insecta; Diptera; Drosophilidae. The transcript has 6 exons. The record is from RefSeq and is a predicted model, not a curated record.